CUGUCUGCCUUGCAGAAUGAUUCCGGGGCAGAGCGCACUAGAAGAGCACGCAAAUCUGUUAACUACGCGGAGUUGAAUGAUGUCUACCUUCCUCCGCUGGGACCGAGCGACUUCAUAGUAUCUGGUACCCAGCCGAGCCAAGCUAAGCCAUCCGGAGAGAUGGCGAGUCGCUGCACGGGCACCAGAGCUUCACGAAGACUCAGAGACCUUGGUGCUGACAGUGGAGGAGACUCUGAACAACAACCAGUCAACAGAGCUGGAGACCAUCUCAAUUCGGGCAGCGUCGACACCUCGGCCAACACCGACCCGGCCUCAAUUUCACCUCUUUCGUCUGAAACUGUCGGAGUGUCUCGACAAUUCGGGGACAUUGGUGCUGAUGUUGAAAAACAGGGAAAAGAGUUUGGUGCAGGACAAGAAGCUUCGGAUUCUGAACAACACAUAAGGUCUCUAACUGGCGAUUUCUUUGAUAGAGUCGCACUAAAGGCCCCGUGCCAAUUGAAGGCAAAGGAAGAAAAGUUUCCACUCACUGCAACAGUGUCGGGUUUGUGCUGCACUUCAGAAGAGGGCGGUGAUUUGCCAGCUGCUAGCGAUGGCACAUUUCCCUCCACUUCUGACAAAAUGUGCAAUGGUUCAAAGUUGUUGGACUUCAAUUGCCAACAAUGA
Geodia barretti is the source of this 663-nucleotide messenger RNA. The record is from the annotation of a GenBank genome assembly. Lineage: Eukaryota; Metazoa; Porifera; Demospongiae; Tetractinellida; Geodiidae.